AUGGCAAAAGCUUCCCAAACAUUGCAAAAAGGUGGUGUUGUCCAGCACACUCUCACAACCCAUACUCUCAUAGGGAAACUCCCUAGAGAGAUCAUGGAAACUACAAACAUUGGCUACAAACGUCCUUCCGUAACGCUGAACUGCCGAUCGCUUUGGAAAGAACUCCAACAAACCGCUCUGUCCAGACUACUGCGAUAUCUGCACGCACCGUUUGCUGCAUUGCAGGAAACAAGCAACAGUGAUCCCCCCAUCGUCAGUAACGACAAUUAUAUCAUCUCUUGCGGCGAUGCUGAUGAAAGGAAAGUAGGAGGCUUCAUAAUGGGUGAGAGGAACGAUUACAACAACCUGGUGGAGGAGUUCGGCUCAACGUCAUCAAGAUGCGCCUUCGAACGACGGGAUCGCAGAGGAGUGAAACUCUGGAUCGUAAGGAUUGAUGCACCUACAGAAACCGCAACGAGGACUACAACAGAGACACGUUUUAUGAUGAACUCAAUGCGUUGA
Necator americanus (New World hookworm) is the source of this 501-nucleotide messenger RNA. RefSeq lists its product as uncharacterized. Lineage: Eukaryota; Metazoa; Nematoda; Chromadorea; Rhabditida; Ancylostomatidae. The transcript has a single exon. The coding region runs from base 1 to 501 and encodes 166 amino acids. The record is from RefSeq and is a predicted model, not a curated record.